Molecule: messenger RNA, 366 nt
Organism: Acaulospora colombiana
Lineage: Eukaryota; Fungi; Glomeromycota; Glomeromycetes; Diversisporales; Acaulosporaceae
Source: the annotation of a GenBank genome assembly
AUGUUUGGAGAGAUAGCACGUCACAUGACAGUGUCGCAAAUUCCAGAUUAUCUGAGAUUAAAUAUGGCAUAUCGAGAAUUAUCGGCCGCUCCAAUUCCGACAGCAAUAAAUGGUACAGAUGGCGUUGAUGCUAUUAUCGGUUUGGUAACGAUUGUCAUUCCACUCGUCGCAUACGUUCAAAAAAAGAGCGAGAAUGAAGUUAAAACUGACGAAAAGGAAUCCGAAAAUAAAAUGGAAAAGGAUACGAACAAUGAACACAACAUUAAUGUUGACCAAGAGAAUGAAUCUGAUGAUAAAAAGGACACGAACAAUAAAAUCAAUAAAAAAGUUCAAAGCUGGGAUGAGAGACUUAUGUCGACCAUUAGA